Molecule: messenger RNA, 5760 nt
Organism: Ogataea philodendri
Lineage: Eukaryota; Fungi; Ascomycota; Pichiomycetes; Pichiales; Pichiaceae
Exons: 1
Coding region: 1-5760 (1919 amino acids)
Molecular function (GO): ATP hydrolysis activity; ATP binding; nucleic acid binding
Source: RefSeq, a predicted model, not a curated record
AUGUCUACUUACAAUGUUUCGUCUACAUCGUCAUAUAUGCAGGCGAUGCAGCCAAUGAUCGACGCUCUGAGUCGAUUGGAGCUGGAAGGUGACGAAUCUGCGAUUUCUUUGCCGAAUUUAGGCGAUGGGGAUGCCAAGUUGGACGUCUCUAAACAAGUGACUGAUUUACUUAAGCAGUUUGAAAAUACGGUUGAGAUCGAACUUGAGGAUGAAUCAAGCGACGAUUCGGCUGAAUCUGACCAUAAUAAUCUGUUAGACGAGAUACGGACCGAAUGCCAGAGGAUCAACCCAGAUAACAGCGACCACUUGAUGGAAAAUGUGAGAUCUAUAUUGGAGUCCGAGACUCCCACGCAAAUCGAGUCGGCUUUGUUUGAUCUUCUGGGGUUUGAGGAGUUUGAUCUGAUAUCCAAGCUGGUUUUAAACAAGGACUCGAUCUUGGAAGAGUACGCCAAACAGCAGAAACUGAGUCAACUAAUGAGCGAUGAACAAAUACGAAGACAAGCCAGUCAGAACCUGAAAGACAACAAGAACGUCAAGUUGGAAUGGGAGCAGACGAAACAGCAGUAUCCGCAUGUUUUCAGAGUCCAUGAUGCCGGAAACGUUGUUUCGUUUACUGGUAAAAAAUACAGUCUUCCAUUUGGCACUACUAGAAACUCAUAUGAGAAUUACGAAGAGAUCAUCAUACCUAAAUCCGAAAGAAAAGCAUCAAAGUUUAAAGAGAUAUUCAUUCCAGUCAAGACCUUGGAUUUCCUGUGUCAGGGAACAUUCAAGGGAUAUAAAACAUUGAAUCGCAUGCAAUCGCUAAUUUAUCCCGUUGCUUAUGAUACAAAUGAAAAUAUGUUGGUUUGUGCUCCAACAGGAGCAGGUAAAACCGACGUUGCGCUUUUGACUAUUCUUCAUACAAUCAAACAGUUUGUCACUGAAUCCGAGACCGAGGAUCGAGUACAAGCAGAUAUCGACUACGACGAGUUCAAAAUUGUCUAUGUUGCUCCGCUCAAGGCUCUUGCAGCCGAGAUUGUUGAAAAGUUCAGCAAGAAACUGGCCUGGCUCGGAAUCCAAGUUAGAGAACUUACUGGUGACAUGCAACUUACCAAGGCAGAGAUUAUGACUACACAGAUCAUAGUUACGACUCCUGAAAAAUGGGACGUUGUCACACGUAAAUCUAAUGGUGAUACAGAGUUGGUUGAAAAAGUCAAGCUACUCAUCAUUGACGAAGUUCAUCUGUUACAUGAAGAUAGAGGUUCUGUGAUCGAGACACUUGUUGCAAGAACUUUGAGACAGGUGGAGGCUUCUCAGUCGAUGAUCAGGGUGGUUGGACUUUCUGCCACAUUACCGAACUUUGUGGACGUUGCCGACUUCCUUGGUGUGAAUAGACAAGUGGGGAUGUUCUACUUUGACCAGUCGUUCCGUCCUGUUCCUUUGGAGCAGCAACUGAUUGGAGUGAGAGCUAAGGCCGGCUCGAUGCAGUCUCGAGACAAACUGGACAAAACAGUGUACAAAAAGUUGAUUGAGAUGUUGGAGCAAGGACACCAGGUGAUGAUAUUUGUCCAUUCUAGGAAGGAUACCGUGAACACUGCCAGAACUUUGUUCAAGAUGGCUGCAGAGAAUGACGACAGUUGGUUGUUUGACUGCUCAAGCGCUGAUAAGCACGGCUACUACGAGCGUGAAAUGAGCAAAAAUAAGAAUAAGGACAUGCGAGAGCUUUUCCAAAACGGAUUCGGAGCUCAUCAUGCUGGUAUGUUGCGCUCUGACAGAAACCUCACCGAAAAGAUGUUUCUUUCUGGGUCGAUCAGAGUUUUGUGUUGUACGGCCACGUUGGCAUGGGGUGUUAACUUGCCUGCUGCCGUGGUCAUUGUGAAAGGAACACAGGUGUACGACUCCAAAGCGGGAGGAUUUGUUGAUCUGGGUAUUUCCGACGUGAUCCAGAUCUUUGGUCGUGCUGGUAGACCUCAGUUCGAGAGUCAUGGAAUUGGUAUAUUGUGCACCACCAGCGACAAGCUGGACCAUUACAUUUCAUUGCUUCUUCAGCAGCAUCCUAUCGAGUCCAAGCUAUCUGCAAAGCUGGUGGAUAAUUUGAACGCCGAAAUUUCUCUUGGAACAGUCACCAACCUCGAGGAAGGUGUCCAAUGGCUAGGAUACACAUACAUGAAUGUCCGGAUGAAGCAGAAUCCAUUUGCGUAUGGAAUCGAUUGGAACGAAAUAGCCAAAGAUCCGUUGCUUGUUCAGAAACGUCGCGAUAUGAUUAUUGAAGCUGCCAGAAAGCUACACACUUUGCAGAUGAUCAUCUUUGACGAACGGUCUGGAGCGUUUAUUCCAAAAGAUCUUGGUCGGAUUGCUUCUGACUUCUAUCUUUUGAACGAGUCGGUGGAGAUUUUCAACCAGAUGACCACUCCAACAGCCACGGAAGCAGACGUUUUAAGUAUCAUUGCCAUGAGUUCCGAGUUUGACAACAUUAAAUUCCGUGAAGAGGAGUCCAAGGAGUUGGAACAAUUGAAGAAGGACAAACUGGCGUGCGAGAUCUCGGCGGAAAUGGCCUCUGCGCAAGGAAAGUCCAAUAUUCUUCUGCAGUCGUACAUUUCGCGUGCCACCAUCAAGGACUCGGCACUUAUUUCGGAUGCAAAUUAUGUUGCACAGAACGCCGUCAGAAUUUGUCGGGCAUUGUUCCUGAUUGGAAUGAACCGUCGGUGGGGAUUAUUUGCUCGAGUACUUUUAUCAAUCUGCAAGUCUAUUGAGAGACAGCUUUGGUCGUUUAAUCAUCCAAUGAGACAGUUUGAUCUACCACAGCAGAUCCAUCGCAAUAUUGAGGCACAUAGUCCUUCAAUAGAGACUUUGCGCGAUAUGAGUGCUGGAGAGCUGGGAGAUCUGGUUCACAACUCCAAAAUGGGGCCUAUUCUUUACAGAUUGAUUGGACGGUUCCCAUACUUGCUUGUUGAUACCGAAGUGUUCCCAAUCACCACAAACGUGAUGAGAGUUCACCUGACUAUCCACCCCGAUUUCACAUGGAACUUUGAGACACACGGAAACAUCCAGAUAUUCUGGCUGGUGGUUGAAGAGAGCGACGGUGCAUCCAUAUUGCAUUUUGAAAAGUUCCUGCUCAACAAGAGGCAGAUGAAUUCGCCUCAUGAAGUGGACUUUAUGAUUCCUUUAAGCGACCCAGCUCCUCCACAGAUCGUUGUUCGUGCGAUCAGCGAUAGUUGGAUUGGAGCAGAAACGGUGCAUGCGAUUUCGUUCCAGCAUCUUAUCAAGCCGCAUAACGAGACUGUGCAAACAAAACUUUUGCGGUUGCAGCCACUGCCAAUCACCGCUCUUCACAACCAGGAGAUUGAAAAUAUAUACGGAAGCAAGUUCCACUACUUCAAUCCAAUGCAGACGAUGACGUUCCAUACACUCUACAAUAACAACUCGAGUGUAUUUGUGGGAUCUCCAACGGGAUCUGGAAAAACUGUUGUUGCCGAGCUUGCAAUCUGGCAUGCAUUUAAAGAGUUUCCAGGAUCUAAAGUCGUGUAUAUUGCGCCUAUGAAAGCACUGGUUCGUGAAAGAGUGGACGACUGGAGAGCCCGGAUUUCUCAGAAUACAAGCCAUAAGGUUGUGGAGAUGACCGGUGACUCUCUCCCAGAGGCACGUGAAGUGCGAGACGCAGAUAUCAUCAUCACCACUCCGGAGAAGUUUGACGGUAUUUCGCGUAACUGGCAAACAAGAAAGUUUGUUCAAGACGUUUCGUUGGUGAUUAUGGACGAGAUUCAUUUGCUUGCCAGUGACAGAGGUCCAAUUCUGGAAAUCAUAGUGAGCAGAUUGAACUUUAUCUCUUCUUUCACCAAACGUCCGGUCAGACUGUUGGGACUGUCUACUGCUGUUUCCAAUGCCAUGGACAUGGCCGGAUGGCUGGGUGUGAGAGAAGGUUUGUUCAACUUCCCGCCAAGUGUUCGUCCUGUUCCGUUACAAAUGUACAUUGACGGGUUCCCCGACAAUCUUGCGUUCUGUCCAUUAAUGAAGACCAUGAACAAGCCUGCGUUUAUGGCCAUCAAACAGCACUCGCCUACAAAACCUGUGUUGAUCUUCGUUGCUUCCAGAAGGCAGACACGGUUGACAUCGCUGGACCUGAUCCAUCUUUGUGGAAUGGAGGAAAAUCCAAGAAGAUUUUUGAAGAUUGAUGACGAGGAAUUGCAGAGUAUUCUGGUGAAAGUGAAAGAUGAAACGUUGAAACUCUCGUUGCAAUUUGGAAUUGGGCUGCAUCACGCCGGUUUGGUUGAAAGCGACCGUCAAAUAUCGCACAAAUUGUUCGAACAGAGCAAGAUCCAAAUUCUGGUUGCAACGUCCACACUGGCCUGGGGAGUCAAUCUGCCAGCAUACCUGGUCAUCAUCAAAGGUACGCAGUUUUUUGAUGCUAAAAUUGAGGCAUACAGAGACAUGGACUUGACAGAUAUUCUGCAAAUGAUGGGAAGAGCAGGACGUCCCGCGUUUGAUACCAGCGGUGUAGCCAUAGUGUACACCAAGGAGUCCAAGAAGCAGUUCUACAAGCAUUUUUUGAACGUUGGAUUCCCUGUGGAAUCUUCGCUGCACAAAGUCCUGGAUAACCAUUUGGGAGCCGAGAUAGCUGCCGGUACGAUUAAGACCAGACAGGAGGCCGUUGAGUUCCUAACAUGGACAUUCUUGUACCGGAGAGCACACCACAAUCCAACUUACUAUGGUAUUGAGGAUAACACCACCGAGGGAAUUAACAAGUUCCUAAGUGGACUCAUUGAUAAAUCCAUCGACAACCUGAAAGAAUCCAAAUGUGUGAUUUCUCACUCUGACAAGCUGAAGUCGACGCCGUUCCUGCAAAUAGCUUCGUACUACUAUCUUUCGCACAAGACUCUGCGGAACCUGCUGAACUCAGUGCGUCCGCGUGCUAGUUUCCGGCAGUGUCUGAGAUGGCUUGCCGAGGCUACCGAAUACGACGAGCUACCAACCAGACACGGAGAAGAGCUGAUCAACAUGGAGAUGUCUCAGCAGAUGAGAUACCCUGCAGAUGACUUGGAGAAUGCCGAGUUUAUCUGGGAUCCUCAUAUCAAGACGUUCUUGCUGCUCCAGGCGUACUUUUCGAGAAUCGAGCUUCCAAUCGCAGACUACUCGCAAGACACGGUUUCUGUUCUGGACCAGAGUUUGCGUAUCUUGCAAGCGUACAUUGAUGCCACCUCGGAGCUGGGGUACCUAUCGACUGUUCUGACGUUGAUCAAGCUGAUGCAGUGUGUGAAGCAAGGGUGUUGGUUCGACGACGACUUUGUGAACACAUUGCCUGGGGUUCGGACGAGCGAAUGGGAAAAAACCGACAACGACGGCGAGUUUGAAGGGAUCAAGACGGACCACGGACUGCAGAGAGUUGGCGAGAUGGGAGAGGACCAGCUGGCCAAGCUUUGCAACCAGCUACAUGUGAGACAGAAGGAGCAGUUCAAGAAGGUGGCACGCACACUGCCUGUUGGGCAGUUCAAAGCCCAUCGGAGCGGGAAAGAGAUUGAUAUUGAGCUAGUUCACAAGAACCCGUCCUACCAGCGGGACUUCAAGGUGUACUGUCCGCGGUUCUCGAAGCCGCAGAGAGAGACCUGGUUUGCUAUAGCAUACAAUUUGGAGGAAGACCGGAUAUACGCGAUCAAACGUCUUUCGCCAAGGCGGGUCGGCAAGGUCGACAAGGUGCAAGGCACAUUGACAGUAAACGCAGACUGCGCGCUAAGUGUGGCUCUUGUUUCUGAUUUCACAAAUAUCCAAUAUUUGGUGCCUGUAUAA